Molecule: messenger RNA, 759 nt
Organism: Schizosaccharomyces octosporus yFS286
Lineage: Eukaryota; Fungi; Ascomycota; Schizosaccharomycetes; Schizosaccharomycetales; Schizosaccharomycetaceae
Product: ribosomal protein subunit L25
Exons: 1
Coding region: 14-451 (145 amino acids)
Cellular component (GO): mitochondrial large ribosomal subunit
Molecular function (GO): structural constituent of ribosome
Source: RefSeq, a predicted model, not a curated record
UAUCAAAUAGACCAUGUCGGUCAUUAGCAAAGAAGUUUGGAAUUCAAUUUCUCUUCCUUUAAAAAAGUUCUUACAAAAAUUUCCUCCAGAAAACGCCCAAACUUGGUCAACAAAGUCUGAUAGAAUAAAUCCAUUUUUACCUACACGAAAUCCUAUAAAUGGAGUUUUAAGAGACCCACAUUACUCUAAUAGACGUCAAGCUGAUAUCUUUAAGGAAGCCAAGUACCAUAAGUUGGAGCACUUACUUCCUCAGGAAAUGACAUGGAAUAAAGAUUCUUCCAGGCACAUUUUGAAAGGUGUUUUGUUUCCCAAAGGUAGAAUUGCAGAACGCAGACGAGAUGAGAUUUUGCAGACUAAACAGAAAAAGUUUGCUGAAUCAAUUGAGAAGACUGACAACUUUAAGAAGAGUCGACAGAAAAGAAAUGCUCAACCAGAUGCUCCUCCAUUGUAAACUAUCUAUUAAUCAGUUAGCUUUUUAUUCCGUGACAAUUCAUACUCCCCCACUUUAUGCUAAUAGUUUCAAUAUCUUAAGUACUCUACUCUAGUAUUGAAUCUCCUAGUCAGAAUGGUUCAUAGUAUUUACUCUCUACUAUUUCUGUAUCCUUUAAUAAUUAGUUUUCUAUGUGUACAUUAAAUCAAUUGGAUAAACUAUGUUUUUUCUCGCAAUACGGAUCUUGCCAUUUACCAUUGUCGUGUUACAUACAAAACAAAAAAAUAAAAAGUAUUUAAAGUCCAAACUAUUCUAUUCUAUUAGCUCAG